Molecule: messenger RNA, 1017 nt
Organism: Spodoptera litura
Lineage: Eukaryota; Metazoa; Arthropoda; Insecta; Lepidoptera; Noctuidae
Biological process (GO): protein transport
Cellular component (GO): cytoplasm
Source: RefSeq, a predicted model, not a curated record
AUGAGUGUACUCUGUAACAUAAACCUAAAUAAACCACCAGAAGCCGUAUAUCUACCUGGAGAAACUAUCUCAGGAAUCAUAAGAUACACAUUAAGAGAACCAAUGGAAACUGAGAGAAUAAUAAUAUCAUUGAAAGGUAUGGGGUUUCUAAAAUUAAUUUAUAGAGACAAUAGUAAUGACAAUAGAAGCAACAGAACCUAUAUAAGAGAUGAACUAUACGUAGACUAUGACGCAAUAAUCCACGAAGGAAACUGGACAGUACCACCAGGUGAUUACGAAGCGAGAUUUAAUUUCCAACUGCCACAAAAUAUACCACCAUCGUUAACAUACUCAGGGACUAGGAGACCAUACACUGUGUACACCUACAUUAAAUACUACGUACGCAUAAAAUUCGAAAGAUCAGGCUUGUUUUCUUUCUCUAAACAUUUCAGAAAGAAGAUUAUUGUGGCUUCAAGCGUCACUCCAAGUCUACCUAUGGAACCUUACGUGCAUACAAAGAGCCAUAAUUUGUUUAAUUUCUUCUCGAGCAAAAUAAGGACCAUACAUUUGAAAGGAAAUAUCUUAACUUCAGUCAUCCCACACGGAGGCAAAAUUCAAAUACAAUGCGACAUACAUAAUGACACAGACCUUGAUUUGAAUUGGGUAGAAGUCAAUCUAACUCAAGUUUACAAGUUUAAAAUAAUACAAAAUUAUAAAGAGAUCAGGUUCUUUGAUGAUGUCAAACCUUGUUACAAUAAAACUCAAGCUAUAGAACGUGGAGCCAAACACAAAGUUCUUUUCGAAUUCGAUGUUCCAUUUGGAUGUGUGUCUCUAGAACAUUCUGAUUUAGUGUCUAGAGAAUACAUAGUGACUAUCAUAGCUAAAGUUCCAAUGCCUCACAGGAAUGUUAAAUUGUCGAUACCAGUGCAGAUUGGUGAUAACAUGGUGUUCCGUCAUCAGGAGGUAGGCGAGGCUCCUCCAACUUACUGGGAAGCUAUGGGAGAAGGUGAAAAGGACGAUGAUGAUGAAAAGGAAUGA